This is a messenger RNA of Trametes versicolor FP-101664 SS1, 4289 nucleotides long. Its product is annotated as phosphoribosylformylglycinamidin. Gene Ontology annotation, molecular function: phosphoribosylformylglycinamidine synthase activity. The record is from RefSeq and is a predicted model, not a curated record. The transcript has 2 exons. NCBI's taxonomy places the organism in Eukaryota, Fungi, Basidiomycota, Agaricomycetes, Polyporales, Polyporaceae. Bases 75 to 4145 code for a protein of 1356 amino acids. Gene Ontology annotation, biological process: 'de novo' IMP biosynthetic process.
GCGGAAACAGCGCCCAACGGGCCUGGAGGUUGAUCAACUAGGAAAGAGUCAUCUUCCGCUGAAGUCCGUUUGCAAUGCUUGUUCUUUCUGGAAGCUCCUCCCUUUCCUCCUCAAAACGGGACGUCGUUCUCAAGAACAUCCAGGUGGCAUGUCCUCACAUCGCCUCCGUUGAUGCCGUUUACCUCCACCUCGUCGCAUGCCGAUCGCAAAUCACGGAGGGGGAACUAUCCAAACAAGACUCUCCUUCCCGUCAUAUCCUUGAUCGCCUCCUGGAGUAUGGCGACCACAUCGAGCUUCCCGGCACAAUCUCUGCCAUCCAUUCCCGGCAGAAUGUCAUCUUCGUAUUGCCUCGUCCCGGCUCAGUCUCUCCGUGGUCAAGCAAAGCGACGGAUAUCGCACGGAUUUGCAAGCUAGGCGAACAAGUCGAGCGUCUUGAGCGCGGGUUCGCCUACGUCUUCACCACCACGGACGGUUCGAGUGUCACCCCAGAGGUCGUAACCAGCAUAGCUCCUCUCAUUCACGAUCGCAUGACUCAAGUCGUUCAAACUUCCUUGCCGGAGUCCGAGGCCAUCUUCGAACACAAGGAAGCCAGCGCUCUCCGAACAAUCGAUCUGGUGUCCGACCUUGACGGCAAGACCGCCCGCGAAAAGCUCAUGGCUGCAAACAAGGAGCUCGGCCUCGCUCUCUCCCCGGACGAGAUUGAAUACCUUGUCGCCGCAUAUGUCACUGGGUCUGCGCCGAUCAACCGCAACCCCACCGAUGCCGAGCUCUUCAUGUUCGCGCAGGUCAACUCAGAGCACUGUCGUCACAAGAUCUUCAAUGCCUCUUGGACGAUCGAUGGACAGGCACCAGACACGUCUCUCUUCCAGAUGAUCCGCAACACUGAGAAGCUCAAUGGGGCCGGGACCAUCUCCGCAUACUCUGACAAUGCUGCCGUACUGGAGGGUCACAACGCACCUCGUUUCGCCGUGUCGUACACCGCGGAAAGCGACGCCAAUCCCGGAAUCAAGCACCUCUACCACGGCGAGGUCGAGGAAAUGGACAUCCUUGUCAAGGUUGAAACCCACAACCACCCAACCGCUGUCUCGCCAUACCCUGGUGCUGCUACGGGCUCCGGCGGCGAGAUUCGCGACGAGGGCGCUGUCGGACGCGGUUCGAAGCCCAAGGCCGGGCUGGCGGGCUUCACCGUCUCCAAUCUCCUCAUCCCCGGCUACGAGCAGCCUUGGGAGACAGACUUCGGACGACCUGCACACAUUGCGUCUGCGCUGGAUAUCAUGAUAGAUGGCCCGCUCGGCGCGAGCGCAUUCAAUAAUGAGUUUGGCCGCCCGGCCCUCGCAGGCUACUUCCGGACGUUCUCGGAGAGCGUCCCUCUCGCGGACGAGGGAAAGACGGAAGUGAGGGGAUACCACAAGCCUAUCAUGAUCGCUGGUGGCUUGGGCAAUGUCCGCCCGGCCUUUGCCCACAAGUCGAAGAUCUCCCCCGGCGCGAAGAUUAUUGUCCUCGGCGGCCCUGGACUGCUCAUCGGCCUUGGCGGAGGCGCCGCUAGCAGUCAGGUUUCUGGUGCGGGCUCUGCGGAGCUUGACUUCGCAAGCGUCCAGCGAGACAACGCCGAGAUGGAGAGGCGCUGCCAGCAAGUCAUCGACGCUUGCACCAACCUGGGUGACGCGAACCCCAUCCAGUCAAUCCACGACGUCGGCGCCGGUGGACUUUCGAACGCACUCCCCGAGCUAGUUCACGAUUCCGACUUGGGCGCGACGUUCGAGAUCCGAGACGUCCUCGUCGCGGACACGAGCAUGUCACCGAUGGAAAUCUGGUGCAAUGAGAGCCAAGAGCGCUACGUCCUGGCCAUCUCACCGGAGAAAGAGGAGCUGUUCCGCGGUCUGGCGGAACGCGAACGGUGUCCGUUCUCUGUCGUCGGCACCGCGCACGACUCUGACGAGCUGGUUGUGACCGACCGGCUGCUCAAGCAGGACGUCAUCCGCCUGAAGAUGUCGACGCUGUUCGGCAAGCCACCCCGCAUGCAUCGCACCGACAAGCGCGUCGCGCCUCCUUCCGUCGCAUUCAACGCGGACCUCUCCAGCUACCUGCCCGACCUCGACGAGGCCGCUCGGACUUCCACCGCAGUCGAGCGGGUCCUCCGCCUGCCCUCUGUCGGCUCCAAGUCCUUCCUGAUCACCAUCGGGGACCGCACGAUCACCGGCCUCGUCACCCGCGACCAGAUGGUAGGCCCCUGGCAGGUGCCCGUCGCCGACGUCGCCGUUACGCGUUCCUCGUACGGCUUCGACGUGGUGACUGGGGAGGCCAUGGCAAUGGGCGAGCGCACGCCGAUCGCCAUCCUGAACGCGGCCGCCUCUGCGCGCAUGGCGGUGGCCGAGUCGCUGACGAACCUCGCUACCGCGCACGUCGGCGAUCUCGGCCGCGUCAAGCUUAGCGCGAACUGGAUGUGCGCCGCGUCGAAGGAGGGCGAGGGCGCGGCGCUGUAUGACGCCGUGCAGGCGGUCGGGCUGGAGCUGUGCCCUGCUCUCGGCGUGGGCAUCCCUGUUGGGAAGGACUCGAUGUCGAUGUCGAUGAAGUGGCAGGAGGGCGCAGAGAAGCGCGAGGUCAGCUCGCCGCUCUCACUCAUCGUGACUGCGUUUGGUAGGGUGGAGGACGUCGGGAAGACGUGGACGCCGCAGCUCCGCACCGACGUGAGCGAGCCUACAUUACUGCUGUUCUUCGACCUGGCGUGUGGCAAGCAGCGACUAGGUGGCUCUGCGAUUGCGCAGGUGUUCAAGCAGGUCGGCUCGGAGGCGCCGGAUGUUGUGGAGGCUCAGGACGUCAAGGCGUUCUUUGUCGCGUCCCAGGCUAUCCGUCAAGAGCUGCCAGGGGCGGUCCUCGCCUACCACGACCGCUCGGAUGGCGGCCUGUUCACCACUCUCGUCGAAAUGGCGUUCGCGGGACGAACAGGUGUGGCGAUUGACUUGCAGCCCAUCACCUCCGACUCGGAGUUCGUAGCGGCGAUGUUCAACGAGGAGUUGGGCGCCGUCCUGCAAGUCCGCGAGGCCGAUGUCUCUCGCGUCACCGACUUCUUCACGCAACACGGCUUCCCCAAGUCGUCUGUCCACACCGUUGGUCAUCUGAACGCCGAUGAGAGCAUCCGCUUCACUGUCGGCUCCAAGGAGGUCUACAGCAGCACUCGAGCACACUUGCAGGCAACUUGGGCGGAGACGUCGUACCGCAUGCAAUCUCUCCGCGACGACCCCAAAGGCGCCGAGGAAGAGUUCGCGCUCAUCAAGUCCACCGACUUUAAGGGCAUCUACUACGACCUCAAGUUCACCCAUCAGCCAUCGCGGAGCCUCUUCCGCAGACCCAAGGUCGCCAUCCUGCGCGAGCAGGGCGUGAACGGGCAGGUCGAGAUGGCCUGGGCCUUCACCGCCGCAGGCUUCGACGCCGUCGACGUGCACAUGUCCGACAUCCUCCGCGGCGCAGUCGCGCUCGACUCCUUCCGCGGGUUCGCCGCCUGCGGCGGCUUCUCCUACGGCGACGUGCUCGGCGCCGGCAAGGGCUGGGCGAACUCCGUGCUGCUCAACGCGACCGCGCGCGCGGCCUUCGCCGCGUUCUUCGCGCGCGAGGACACGUUCGCGCUCGGGGUGUGCAACGGCUGCCAGUUCAUGAGCAGCCUGCGCGAGAUCAUCCCUGGGGCGGACGCGUGGCCCGCGUUCAAGCCGAACCGCUCCGAGCGCUUCGAGGGCCGCGUGUCCGUCGUCGAGGUCGUCCCCAACGAGGUCACCGCGCGCUCCGUCUUCCUGCGCGAUAUGGCGGGGUCGCGCCUGCCCGUCGCGGUCGCGCACGGGGAGGGCCGCGCGGCGUUCGCGGCGGACGGCCAACGCGCGGCGCUGGAGGGCGCGGGGCUCGUCGCGCUGCGUUACGUGGACUCGGCAGGCGCGCCGACGGAGGUGUACCCGCUGAAUCCGAACGGGAGCCCGGGCGGGAUUACCGGCGUGCAGACGCCGGACGGGCGCGUGCUCGCGCUCAUGCCGCACCCGGAGCGCGUCGUCGCGCUCGAGAGCAACAGCUGGUACCCGCCGGAGUUCGCGGAUGCGUGGAAGGGCACAGGGCCGUGGUUCCGGUUUUUCCAGAGUGCGAGGAAGUGGUGCGGGGAGUAGGUAGAUCGUUAGGGGUGGCUGGGUUGGUCGAAGGGAAGGUGAAAAAGAAUCUCGUUGCGUUCGAAGAGAAGUUUGUUACUCGUGUAUCGGUAUAAAGGGGAAAGUAGAUCCGUAGAAUCAAGAAUCAAUGUAUAGACGGCUGAA